AUUUACAUUAAAUAAUGCACACCUGUUAGUGUGUACUUUUAUAUUUAAAUUAUGGUUAAGUGAAUACAAUUGAAAAUAAAAGGUGUGCAUUGUUUAAAGUUUACAAUAUACCAGUGAAUAAAUAAAGAUGGCAAAAAAAAAUAGGGAUGAAAGUUUACAGAUUGAAGUAAAAUCAUCAGAAGAAUGGAAAAAUCUAAUGAAAAAACCUGGUUUAGCUGUUGUUGAUGUUUAUGCAGCUUGGUGUGGUCCAUGUAAAGCAAUUGUCAACAUUUUGAAAAGAAUUAAAAUCGAUUGCAGUGAUGAUCUCCUUAUUUUUGCAACAGCUCAAAGUGAUGAAAUUGAAGCUCUAAUUGAAUAUAGAGGAAAAUCUCAACCAACAUUUCUGUUUUAUGAGAAUGGUCACUUGGUAGAUAUUGUUCGUGGAUGUGAUUGUCCACUUCUUACCAAAACUAUUGCGAGCCGCCUAAAGCAAGUACAUGAUAAUUUUAAAAACUCAUCUACAGAAUGUCCCAUAAAAAUUAAUGUAUUAGAAGAUGGGCAGAAAGAUGAACUCGAUCCUGAUGAAGAGCGUUUAGCUAAAAGUAUGUCCAGAAGACUUUUGAAAGUUGAAGAAGUACCACUUGCAAUUGCAAAACGAAUUCUGAUAGUUAUUAUCAAACCUGAUGCUAUAAGAGCUGGUGUGUUAAAAAGUAUUAUAAAAGAGAUUCUAGACACUGGGUUUGAAAUACUAAAGCAAGAGGAAAUGUUGUUGACAAAAGAAAUGGCUGCUGAUUUUUACAAAAAAAAAGAAAUGAACGACGACUAUGACAAUUUAGUGGAGUUUAUGUCAAGUGGGCCUUGCGUAAUCUUAGUGAUUUCAAAACCUGGUAAUGAAGUUGAUCAAAAUUAUUUAUCCGAAUUUCUUAAUCUGAUUGGUCCAACAGAGAUUAGUCUUGCAAAAAUGAGUGCACCAAACAGUUUGCGUGCAAGAUAUGGAACUGAUAUGGUUCAAGAUGCAAUUCAUUGCUCUGACUCCCAUGAAAGUGCUUCUAGAGAGUUGGAAUUUUUCUUUCCUGGAUUUGAUUUUUUACAAGCUCCUCUUCCACAAAACUCUGUCCAACAAGCUCCUCUUUUACAAGUACCUCUUCCACAAGAUCCUAUUUUACAAGCUUCUAUUCAUAAUGCCUCUGCCAGUAUAAAAAGAACAUUAGCAAUUAUUCGCCCAAACGCUUAUAAAAAACAUAAGAUAUCAAUUCUUAAUCAUAUAAAAGAUUCUGGAUUUACAAUUGCAAUGCAGAAGGAGAUUGAGUUCACACGAGAUCAAGCAGAGCAGUUUUAUUUUAAACAUAAAGAUAAAGAAUAUUUUCAAAAUCUUAUUGACACCAUGACAAGUGGCCCCUCCUUAGCACUAUGUCUUAUUCAUGAAGAUGCUGUUCAAACAUGGAGAAAAAUUAUAGGUCCAAAUGUUGUAAAUGAAAAUUAUAGAACAACCUCAAAAAUAAAAGAAAAUCCUGAAGACAAUCUUUCAUUAAGUAUCAAUGAGAAGUUUGCAGACUCUGAUGACAUUAUUAAUCCUUUUCAUGGAUCAGACUCAGACUCGUGUGCUUCAAAGGAAAUCAAUAUUUUAUUUCCAAUCGAAAAUAUUGUUGCAGUUAUUAAACCAAAUUUAGCAAACGAAGUAAAAGAUGCCAUUAUCAACAAGUUCAAAGAGGCAGGUUUUACAAUAUGUGCACAGAAGGAGGUCAAUCUCACAAAGGAUAUGUCUGCUGAUAUUUAUAAAGAACAUAGAGAAAAAGCAUAUUUUGAUGAGCUAACUGAAUACAUGAGUUCUGGAACCACCCAUUUUAUUAUAUUGUCAAAGGAGGAUGCUGUUUCUGAACUUAGAAGACUAAUGGGUCCAACAGAACCUACUGAAGCUAAAGAAAAGUUUCCUGAUUCUUUGCGAGCUCAAUUUGGAAAAGAUGCAAUAAGAAAUGCUGUGCAUUGUAGUUCGAGUGCGUCUGGUGCCCGUAACGACAUUGCAAGGUUUUUCCCAGAUUUUAACACUGAAAUUUCAGAUAGUAAUGAAGUAAAAGAAGGACUUUUGAAAAACGAAAAUUUAACAAAUGGUGAAGUUGAAAAGCCUGAGUGCAACGGAAAAAAUGAAAACGGAGAAAGUAAUCCAAUCAAUGUUAACUCUGCAUCGAAUGAAUCUCCUGGAGAUGUAUUAGAGCAAGUAAACACAACCGAAUGUGUAAUAGAAUCAGAGUUAACAGUUAAAUCCAAUUUAGAUAUUGGAAAUGAAAAUUCUGUGCCAAAUAAUGAUAGUAUUGAUAAAGAAGCAGAAAUAACUAAUGAAGAAAAUUUCGGGCCUGAAAAUAAAACAAAAUCAGAGUUAGCAAAUCAAACUUCUAAUGUAUCGAAUUCAGAGAGAACUGCUGAAUGUUUGAUUAGUGAAAUUGUUACUGAAAGUAUUACAGAUAGUAAAGAUCAUAAUGUUAAUGAAAGUUGUAUCAAAAACGAGUCCAAUAAUACUGAAAACGUGAUCGGUUUUAAUGUUCCUGAUCCGUCCGUUGUGUCAGAAAUAGUUUCUGUACAUAUUGCAAAUGGCUCUAUUUAUAAUGCUUCGAAAGAUGAAAAAAAUGAAUUGAAUAAAAUUCUCUCUGAAGGCGAUGCUCAUAAAGAAUUGGAUGAAAAAGCCAGUAAGAACGAAUCAGAACAUUUUGUUGAGUCUGUUACAAAAGUUGAAACUUAUGAAGAUGCGCCGGGAACUGAUGAUUAAAAAAUGAUAUAUUUAGUAUAAAAAAAUUAUAUAUAAUAUUUAAUAGAAUGUUAAGUCA
Molecule: messenger RNA, 2798 nt
Organism: Hydra vulgaris (swiftwater hydra)
Lineage: Eukaryota; Metazoa; Cnidaria; Hydrozoa; Anthoathecata; Hydridae
Product: thioredoxin domain-containing protein 6
Biological process (GO): CTP biosynthetic process; UTP biosynthetic process; GTP biosynthetic process
Cellular component (GO): cilium
Molecular function (GO): nucleoside diphosphate kinase activity
Source: RefSeq, a predicted model, not a curated record